This is a messenger RNA of Nylanderia fulva, 1932 nucleotides long. RefSeq lists its product as uncharacterized. Lineage: Eukaryota; Metazoa; Arthropoda; Insecta; Hymenoptera; Formicidae. Gene Ontology annotation, molecular function: ligand-gated monoatomic ion channel activity. Gene Ontology annotation, cellular component: membrane. The record is from RefSeq and is a predicted model, not a curated record.
UGUAACAUUCGGAUGUAAUAGUAUAAACAGGUGUGAGGCAAAAUGAAUAUAAAUAUUCGACCGAGUUUAUUUAAUUUUUAUCGGCAAGAUUAUCCACGUUGUUUCUUCUUUUUCAUUAUAUUAAUAUCAGCUGCUUUUGCUAUUGUGACACAACAUGAGACCGAUGGACGCAUUCUCUGGAAAAAUCUCGUGAAAAACCAUAAUCAGCGUGAAAAAUCAUCGAGAUUAGUGUCUUGUGCAGUGCCAUUCAUCAUGGAAUAUUUCGAAUAUUCGGAUCGAAUGUCACUCUUGAUCUCGGACAUGUUAGAAGACGCUUCCGCUCUCAUAAAACCGUUGAUGAACGAAUUACCCGUAAGCAGCACUGUCUAUGCAUUAGCAAACGAGUCGAUGGAAGUAAUAGAAACAUACGAUAUUUCUGAGAACAUCGUCGUUCUAUCGAAUAGCGCAACCACUCUGGAGACAAACAAUUCCUGCUUCGUCGACUACUGCAAACACGAAUGCAGUUUUGUAAUAAUGCUAACGAAUCUAUUGGUCGACGAAGAGAGUUUCUUGAUAGAGACCAACAUGAUAAUAGAACGACUGUCAUUGCAAUCCAUGUUCAAACUCGCAAUAUUGGCAGUGAUUGAAGAAUCAAUUUUGGUGGCCGGUAGCAUUCCGAUUCGGAUCAACGAAUUGUAUACGCUGGCCCCGCCGACGCUUUUAGGUAAAUGUCAACAGGAGAGUAAUACUGCGUUUCAAUGGCAACAUUUCCAAACAAAAUCGUCGCCAUUCAAUGCCUCCGUCGUUAACGCGGCAAUGUUCGACAAUUUUCCGUACGCCUAUUUUGUCAACGACAAGAAUAAUUUGAGAUUCGGCGGUGUUGAGGGCUGGAUGGUGGAAGCGAUCGCGAGUAACAUGCAACUUAUAUUGGACAGAGAUGAGAUUCGGUGGCAGCAAAACUCCACGAUCGAUAGAGAACUGUAUUUGAGACUUAUCAACGCAACUGACGAUUUAAUAUUUGGUGGUCUCUUGUGGGAUCCCAAUCGAAAGAUAGAGUACAUGACUUCUUACGGUAUGGUGCAGAUCGCGUGGUUAAUACCGAUGAAAGCGAAUGUUUCUUUUCGUGGUUUAAUAACGCCGUUUAGCUCAAAAGUUUGGUACGCUAUAAUCUGCACGUUAUUUAUCAGCGGACUUGUGAAGCAUUUCUUAAUUCAUGACAUCACAUUCCUGGACAUGGCGGCCCUGAUUCUCGGCGUAGCCACUCAACGUCCGAAUAAAACUUCCAGCAAAAUUCUAUUCAUAUCUUACAGCCUGUUCGGUUUUUUUCUUUCGCAACUUUAUUUAGGAUCGCUGGCCGAUCAGCUCCAGAGUGCGACGGACAUUCAGAUCGAAUCCAUGGAAGAGCUAGUUACAUCGGGGCUGCAGAUAGGUGGGACUCAGCGAUUAGCUCAAUUAUUGGAGACGCCUGAUAAAAUCGACGAGGGCAACGUCGAACGAAGGAUUCGCGAGAAUUUUAUCGUUUUCAAGCAACAUGAUUACAUUGACCUGUUUUUUGAUAUUAUUCAUGGAAAUAAUGAUAGUCUAGCUCUUCUUGUAAUGUUAAAUCUGACUGAUAUACGUCGAAUGUCCAAUUUAAAAAACGCUCACAUUAUGAAAGAAUUUGUGGGCAGUUAUCCAUUAGCCCUCGCCACUUGGCUAGGAUUCCCGUACUUGAAUGAUUUUAACUUCAAGAUCCAAAUGUUCGUUCAAACUGGUCUCACUGAAUUCUGGUCAAACAUGGCGGAAAUUAACAGAAGUAAUUGCACAACGAAUGAUGAAAGAGAUCAGACUCAAGAAAACAUAGAAAUUGAUGAUCUUGCGCCGGCUUUUCUUCUUUUGAUCAUAGGAUAUCUCGGUGGAUGCUUUCUGUUGAUUUUAGAAGUUAUCUUAUAUCCAUCUGAACUGCUUUUAUAA